Daphnia pulicaria is the source of this 1375-nucleotide messenger RNA. Its product is annotated as rho-related BTB domain-containing protein 3-like. The record is from RefSeq and is a predicted model, not a curated record. Gene Ontology annotation, cellular component: cytoplasm; nucleus. The coding region runs from base 10 to 1041 and encodes 343 amino acids. NCBI's taxonomy places the organism in Eukaryota, Metazoa, Arthropoda, Branchiopoda, Diplostraca, Daphniidae. Gene Ontology annotation, molecular function: ubiquitin protein ligase binding. The transcript has 2 exons. Gene Ontology annotation, biological process: regulation of proteolysis; proteasome-mediated ubiquitin-dependent protein catabolic process.
AACUAGAAAAUGUCUGACGUGGUGAGUGAUGUUGAAGAAGUUCGUCAUGGGUUAUUCCGAAUCUGCUGGAAACACACGAAGCGUAUCCUCGGAAUCAGUAACAUCAAUUGCAAAGAGAUUAAAUUAUGUGGAUCUCAGCUAGGCCGUUCUAUAGUAAUCUCCUUGCAAGUGUCUCCAAGCCAAUGUGUGGUCACGGCGGUCACGGUAUGUACGGAACCGAAAUUUGUUUCGAUGGCCGGAAAAGAACUAGUAGAGAAACGUCAAAAAUUGGACGACGAGUCAUCAAAAUCCGAAAAAAAUAUGGAACAUUGGGUGGAACCCCAAAAAGUUUGGAUUGAAAUUGCUGGAGAUAAGGUAAACCCGAUAACAACAUUGGAAAUCUGCAGAAACAAUAGUUCGUGGGAAGAAAAAAAACAAGAAUGGUCCAUCAUUGUUUGGAUUGAUUUUGGGGAAGCGAGAAAAAUCCAUGUUAACAAAGGGUUAGCUGAAAUGUUACACAGUCAAACUCAUUGUGACGUCCAAUUCCAAUUUAAAAAUGGACAAUCUAUUGGUGCCCACAUCGUUAUCCUAUCAGCAAGCAGUCCUGUAUUUGCUGCCAUGUUCAAACCUGAAUUUAAGGAAUCACAAACCCGUGUGGUGAUAAUUGAAGACAUUGAUGUGCAAGUGUUCAGACACUUACUGGACUAUUUCUACACCAGUGAAGCUCCCCGAAUAACCAGGAAUGAAGAAAGCAGCAUUAUGUUGCUGUACGAAGCUGCCGACAAGUACGACGUCAAUGAUCUGAAAAAGGAAUGUGUCGAAAUGUUGUUGAUGCAACUGGACACUGAAAAUGCCAUUGAGUUGUUAAUCUGGUCUGAAUUCCACGUCAUUCCGGAGCUACUUGAAGCAGCCAGGAAGAAAAUAGUGAAAAAUUAUAAAAUGCUUUGUUCUCAACCCUCAUGGCUGAAUUUGAUGAAGAAUCACCUGAUGAAGAAUCACCGAAAAUUGUUCCUGAAAGUUACCGAGGAAAUGGCAGACCUGGUAGAAAACUCUGAACACUAAAUGAUUCAGCUAAUAUGUAACUCUCCUGUUAAGACUUUGGUUCGAGUUUUACAAGUAACAUCAAUGCAUCACACUAAUAACAACCAGCACAUUAUCACCACCUUGCUGCCUGGUUUAUAAUCAAGAACGAAAAUGCUCAACAUUUUUUAACAUUUCUUUCUCGAGUUGAUUAUUCGUCAAUUCUCUUUAAAUUUGUUUUCGAAAAUGCGUUUUUGUUAACUCCCAUUGAACUUAGAAAGUUAUCGCGUUUUAUUGUCGUAAGCAUCUGCAAUUGGAAUUUUGUUUAACGGUAGUUGAUCUAUAGGCUACAAAAAUGUGAUUAAAUAAAAUUUCA